AUGGCGUCCUCCUCCUCCUCCGCGCCGCUCGUCGUGACGUUCGUGACCGGGAACGAGAACAAGCUCAAGGAGGUCCGCGCGAUCCUGGGCGCGGACGACGGCGGCGGCGGCGGCGGCGCGGGCGCGGCGGGCGCGUCGGACGUCGCGUCGACGUUCGCGCUCCGAUCGCAAAAGGUGGACCUCCCGGAACUCCAGGGCGAGCCCGAAGACAUCGCGGCGGAGAAGGCCAAGCUCGCCGCGCGCGCCGUCGGCGGGCCGACGCUCGUGGAGGACACGUCGCUGUGCUACGUCGCGCUGAAGGGGCUCCCGGGGCCGUACGUCAAGUGGUUCCUGGACAAGCUCGGGCACGAGGCGCGUCGCGCGUUGGGUCUCUGCAAGCUGUUAGCCGGGUACGAAGACAAGCGCGCGUACGCGCAGUGCGUCUUCGCGUACGCGGAGGGACCCGCGGACGAACGCCCGAGAGUGUUCGUGGGACGGACGGACGGGAAGAUCGUGGACGCGCGCGGGCCGAGCGACUUUGGGUGGGACCCGGUGUUUCAGCCGGAGGGGCACGAGGAGACGUACGCGGAGAUGGACAAGGCGGUGAAGAAUUCGAUCUCGCAUCGGUACCGCGCGCUGGAGAAAUUCCGCGCGUUCAUCGUCGAGAAGACGUCGGGAUAG
Molecule: messenger RNA, 660 nt
Organism: Micromonas pusilla CCMP1545
Lineage: Eukaryota; Viridiplantae; Chlorophyta; Mamiellophyceae; Mamiellales; Mamiellaceae
Exons: 2
Coding region: 1-660 (219 amino acids)
Biological process (GO): nucleoside triphosphate catabolic process
Cellular component (GO): cytoplasm
Molecular function (GO): nucleoside triphosphate diphosphatase activity
Source: RefSeq, a predicted model, not a curated record